Messenger RNA from Microthlaspi erraticum, 1653 nucleotides. The record is from the annotation of a GenBank genome assembly. Lineage: Eukaryota; Viridiplantae; Streptophyta; Magnoliopsida; Brassicales; Brassicaceae.
AUGGAUGCAAUCACCUUCAGGUACUUAAUGAGCCUAACGGCCUCUAAUAAUUUAGAGAUGUACCUGAUGGAUGUUGUGACUGCAUACCUAUAUGGCUCACUUGAUAGUGAGAUAUAUAUGAAAAUUCCUGAGGGAUUUAAGAUCCCAAGAAGGGUCAAAGAUGCUGAAGCAUCUAAAGAGCUUUGUUCGGUCAAACUCCAGCGAUCACUUUAUGGAUUAAAACAAUCCGGCCGCAUGUGGUACAAUCGCUUAAGUGAAUACUUGUUGAGUAAAGGUUACGUCAACAAUGCGAUUUGUCCAUGCGUGUUCAUAAAGAAAUCCUCAACGGGUUUUGUGAUCAUUGCUGUGUAUGUUGAUGACCUGAACAUGAUUGGAACUCAAAAGGAGAUUGAUGAUGCAAGAACUCAUAUGAAAGAUGAGUUCGAAAUGAAAGAUCUUGGAAAGACAAAGUUUUGUCUUGGGCUCCAGAUAGAGCAUUUCCAAGAUGGAAUAUUUUUGCAUCAAUCAAAUUACACCAAAAGGGUGUUAAAGCGCUUUUAUAUGGAUAAAGCGACUCCUUUGAGUAGUCCAAUGGUCAAUAGAUCGCUUGAUGUUAACAAGGAUCCAUUUCGACCUAUUGAAGAUUCUGAAGAAAUGUUAGGUCCUGAAGUACCUUACAUGAGCGCCAUCGGGGCACUUAUGUAUCUUGCAAAUUGCACAAGACCAGAUAUAGCUUUUGCUACUAAUCUGCUUGCAAGAUACAGCUCAUCGCCUACCAGAAGACAUUGGAACGGAAUAAAGCAUAUAUUCCGUUAUCUUCAAGGUACGAUUGAGUUUGGAUUAUAUUAUUCAAGAAACCCCGAGGUUGGUUUAGUUGGUUUUGCAGAUGCUGGCUACUUGUCUGAUCCGCAUAAAGCUCGAUCGCAAACCGGUUAUGUUUUCACAUACGGUGGAACCGCGAUCUCUGGCGUUCCCAAAAACAAACUUUGGUUGCAACAAGCCAGCGGAGUAUCUACAAAGAAAGAGCCAACAACCAUCUACGAAGACAAUUCUGCAUGUGUCACUCAACUCAAAGAAGGCUACAUCAAGAGCGACAGGACAAAACACAUCCCUCCAAGAUUUUUCUCCUACACUCAAGAACUCGAGAAGAAUCAAGAAGUGGAUAUUCAGUAUGUUCGCUCAAGUGACAACGCAGCUGAUCUCUUCACAAAGGCGCUUCCUACUACAGUGUUCAAGAAGCAUGUUCAUAGUAUUGGAAUGCGUCGUCUACAAGAUUUAAAUUCUCCGUCGAUCUCUACUCGUAUCAAAAUCCUUACCGGAUAUGCCCGAUCGUUUGCUCCGGCGUCAGAAUGGACAGAGCUACGCGGCAGCGGCAGAUCCGCCACAGAAGCUAGGGUUUCUCUCGUUCUCGCUCUCGCCUCUCAGGCUUCCUCUGCCUCUCAACGCCUCUUGGCUGAUUUGGCGGUGGAGACUGCGAAAUACGUGUUUCCGAAGAGAUUCAAUAGCUCAAAUCUGGAAGAAGCGUUGAUGUCUGUUCCGGAUCUGGAGACGAUGAAUUUCAGAGUUCUUAGCAGGACAGACAAAUACGAGAUUAGAGAAGUCGAGCCUUAUUUUGUGGCCGAGACUACAAUGCCAGCGGAAAAUGGCUUCAAGGUCUUUCAACGUGUUAGCUGA